Messenger RNA from Seminavis robusta, 1530 nucleotides. Lineage: Eukaryota; Bacillariophyta; Bacillariophyceae; Naviculales; Naviculaceae. The record is from the annotation of a GenBank genome assembly.
AUGUCGUCGAAACGCCCUGGAACUGUGGAUUACAGCCACUUUGAUAACAUUGACUGCUCUUCGUCGUCGGAAGAAGAAGAAGAGGAAGAUUACGCUGAAGACCGUGCUCGCAACGGACCAAUAAUGGCAAUGCAGCGAGCCACGGCACAGCGGCAACACCGUGAGGAGGAAGCGAAACCACCAGCCAAAGUCCCAAAAAUUUCCAACACCAAAGACGCCAUUAGCAACCUUGCCUUUCUCCAAAAGGCGUGGGGUAACACAACCACCAUCACAACCACUGGCAACAAUGAGAAGCUGUGUGCUUCGUGUCACGCACAUUCGCCUCACUACAAGUGCUCUCGCUGCCAAAUCACUUGUUUGGCAUGCCCUGGAUCCCAUUUCAUGUGUACCGAAUGUACCGGAGUCUAUGUCAAGUCGGUGCUCUCGGAUCUUGAGAGCUCUUAUCCACCCAAGUGCUCCAUGUGCAAGGCCCACUUUGAUUUGGGACAUUUUGAGCGUCAACUAACGUCCAAGCAGCAACUCCAGGUCCAACUCUUUGCUGCACAGCGCAAGCUGUUGCCGGGUCAAGAGCUAAUGCAGUGUAGUAGCUGCAAUGCCUUGGAGAUUGUCACUCCCACCAAGAAAGCUCCUCUGGUCUUGUGGUGGUGCAAAGUGUGUUUCCAUGGAACUUGCGUGGUCUGUCAAAAAGCGUUGCCUUUGGCUUGCCAAAAGGGCGCCGUUAAUACGGCCAAGCACAGUCAUGAGCUCUGUCUCCGGUUUCAUCACGUCAAGACGGCCAUGGAACAAGCUUUGGAAAAGGGAUCCAAAAUGGCUUGCCCCGGUUGCGGGUUGGCCGGACGCAAGGACGAUGCGUGCACCCACAUGACCUGUCCCAAGUGUGAAACAAAAUGGUGCUAUGUCUGUGGCCUCGACGUGCACCAGUGCGACAAGGCUCCACCUCGUCGCCACCGUGAAAAUGACGAAGAUGAUGAUGUGGAUGACAUCUUUUUGCACAAUCAAGACUGGCAGUACAAUCCGGCUCGCUGCCCCAUGUACUUGACACAGAUUCUCGAAGUCGAUCUGGGAUGGAUGGGAGAGAAUUGGGAGGCUAAUGCCCGCGAUGAGGAUUUUGACGACGACGAGCGCUGCUUGGACUACUUUCAUAGGUUCCAGACCAUUCGUCUCCUGCAGCAAGUGCGGGCCGAGGUGGGCACCAAGGAGUUCGAUGCUGCCUUUGAAGCCUUUGACUCCCUUCGCAAUUCGGGAUAUACCUUGGAGGAAAUCAUAUCUACCGACACUACGACCUUGAUUGACCGGGAAGAUUUUCGUCGGUACAAGUCGGAACAAGGGGACGAAGAUAAUGGCAUGCUUGUCGACGGUGCUACGGAGAAUGUAGCUCGGAUGCCAGUUGCAGAUGGGCAAUGGGAUAAGAAUUCGGCAAUGGCAGCGGAAGAAGACGCCCAAGUGAACGAUGCAUUGGCACGAUCUGAGGUCUCAGCACGAAAAGACGAGCAAGUCCGAAACGCUCUUCGGGAAUCUCAGGGCGACUAA